AUCGUGUGAGUUCUGCAACUUGCUUGGGUGUUUGCAGAAUUCAUUAGAAUUUGGUGAUUCUCAUCUCUGAGUUCACUCAAACAGUCUUAUUCAGGAAUGGAACUCCUUCUCAUAUUAUGUUCUUAUGGAAAAAAUCAAUCCCUUCCAAAAUGCUCAAAGAAAUCAAACUUUCUACUUCGCUUUGAAUUUUUGAGAACGGAUCAGUGGAAAUAGAAAUUAAUGAUUUCUCUGCGGAGCGUUACUAAUGCAAUAGCGAGCAAAAUAUGAAUUUUAUGAAGCAGAAUGAAUGAUACUUGCGCUAUACUCGCCAUGGUGAAAUUUUUUCAACUUUCAAAGCUGAAUAUUUUUUACGAUGGCUUUCGAAGUAAUGGAGCAGAUUUUGGACCCGAAGAGAGCAAUCUUGAACGAUAUUUGAAACAAUGGGAAGCGAAAUAAAUUACCGACGAAUUUUUCAAACACUCGUCGACAUCAUUGAAAAGGUACGCGAAAUGGAAAGGACAUUAACCGGGGACCCGAACAGGUGUUAACGUUGCUGCGCCAAUUCAUUGAAUAUGGAUUUGCGGUGGAUAAUCGUUAUCAAAGGAGUCGUUAAAUAGAUGCGAUUAAUAUGGAUUAUACUGUUAUGAUAACAUUAAUUUUCGUUCAAGUAAUCGUGGAUGAAGUUGAAAACGAAGUUAGCCCACGUUGCGAAUGCUUAACGUAUACGAAAACAUUCGGUAAAGAAUUUGGAACAUUCAACAGCCCAGAUUAUCCGUACCCGUAUCCUCCUUCGAUCGACUGUUUACUUUAUACCUUUGUCGCCGAUGCUAAAGAAAUUGUCGAAAUAACGUUCAAGGAUUUCAACGUACAUAAAGCCAAUUCUAGAUGCAUGGAUAGCGAUUAUUUGAAAGUUUAUGCCCACGACGAAGAUGGUAAAAUUAACGAAUAUACUCAGUGGGAUAGCGUUUUAUGUGGCCGAUAUCCAGAUAUUCCUCAUGUACUUUAUAGCUCGGUGCCGGCUUUGGUUUUACAAUUUCAUAGCGGAAAUAAAAGCAACAAUUGUACGGGUUUCAUCGGAACGUUUCGUUUUCUCGAUAAACGUAUUUUCGAAACAGACGGAAGACAGAUUAGUGGUACGACAUGUGAUCAGCAAUUCGAAAGUGGUAAUAGUAGUCAACAAGGAAGAUUUUAUUCUCCACGUUAUCCCGCAUCAUAUCCCAGAUCAAUUCGUUGUUUUUACCACUUCAAAGCGAGGCCCGAAGAAAGGAUUAAAUUGGUAUUUGAAGAGUUGAUGUUUCAAAAAGGAGACGACAGUUGCAUUAAUCGCGAGGAUAUUAUUAAAGUGUUCGAUGGAUAUAAUGUAGCUUCGCCGAAUAUUUUACUAUUAUGUAACGAACUUACGCAAGUAGAAAUAUUCUCAACUGGACCAAACUUGUACGUUGAAUUUAUCGCUAACGACCACUGGCCUGGUCAAGGAUUCAAAGCUACGUAUUAUUUUCAACACGUUAACGAGUUGCAAAAUUUCAACGAAAUUCAACAAGAAGAUUUUAGAAGAAAUCUAAGGGGCAAUUCACACAACACUCUCCAAAGGUCCAGUUCUUCUAACGAUAAGCUUUUAUCAGGUCGGCCUAUAUCAUAUCCCUUAACUAGAAAUUCCUGUGAUAUUUACAUCCGUAGUACUGAAAGUAGAAACGGAAGUUUUACCUCUCCAUUAUAUCCUAGACCGUAUCCAGGAAACAGUAGAUGUUUGUUCGUCUUCCAAGCGCAUGGUAGAGAAAGGAUACAAAUAACUUUCGAAGAUCUCAACUUAUAUUAUAAUAGCAAAGAGCCAAAAGUGUGUUCAGGAACGGAUUCGAUUGUAAUUUAUGGUAAAAUCGAAGGUCGUAUGGAAAAAAUAAUGACCUUAUGUGGUACGGAUACCUCAUUGCCUGUGAUGUCAAGCGGACCUAUAUUAGCGUUAGAAUUUUUGGGAUUUUAUUCGUCAGCGUAUAGCAAAGGAUUCAAAGCAUUUUAUAACUUCAUCGAAAAUUUCGGUAUCACAACUGGCGAACAACUUUCAAUAUUACCGUGCGCUUUCCAAUAUAACAGCACAAGUGUUAAUGACGUUAGAACUUUUACAAGUCCGAAUUUUCCUGGUUUAUAUCCGCGCAACACAGAAUGCCAUUAUUUUUUCUAUGGAAGACCUAAAGAGAAAAUCAGAAUAAAAUUUACUUAUUUCGACGUCGAAGGGGUAUUACCAUGCGACGAACAUUCGGAAAGCGAUUACGUCGAAUUUUCCAAUUAUAUGGCUCACGAUAUUAAUUUCGCUCGGCAUUGCGGAAAUCUUUCUUCAUUUAGCGUUUCGUCAAUUGGUAAUUUUUUUAGAGUAUCGUUUAAAAGUAACAACGUACUAGAUGGUUCAGGAUUCCGCGCCACUUACCAGUUCCUUAAUGAUAGUUCAACGCGUGAAAAAAUCUCCAAUCCUAAUUUAGCUCAUACUCGAAAACCUCAAGAUAUUUUUUUAUUACAAGCGUUCCUUUUAUUAUUAACACAAAGCGUUACCAAUCUUCAAAUAAUAUCUAAUAUUUUUAAAAGACUGAUGUUAUAAAUUUCGAUGUGAAAUAUAAGUUUUUAUAUUUUGUUAA
Molecule: messenger RNA, 2603 nt
Organism: Planococcus citri (citrus mealybug)
Lineage: Eukaryota; Metazoa; Arthropoda; Insecta; Hemiptera; Pseudococcidae
Product: suppressor of lurcher protein 1-like
Exons: 17
Coding region: 608-2566 (652 amino acids)
Cellular component (GO): plasma membrane
Source: RefSeq, a predicted model, not a curated record